Prorocentrum cordatum is the source of this 750-nucleotide messenger RNA. NCBI's taxonomy places the organism in Eukaryota, Dinophyceae, Prorocentrales, Prorocentraceae. The record is from the annotation of a GenBank genome assembly.
CUGCGGGCCUCCGCGGCGCCUGGCGAGCCUGCGCCUGCUGCCCCCGGCGUCGGAGCCCAGGCGGGGCACGCCAGCUGGGCCGCGGGGUGCGCGGAGUCCGGGAGCGGGGGCACGCCGCAGUCGCACGUGACUCCGAACUCCCUCCUCUCCUCUGCAGUCGGUGCAGACGUCGACGAGGCCCAUACGCUGAACUCCAGCGCGUCAUUCUCGAGCUUCGUGGACUCAUUGAAAGUGCUUAUGAAGAUGCGCCUGCGGACCGAGUCGGAGGUGCAGCAAUUCCUGAAGGUACACGGCUUCUCCGACGUCAAUCAGCUGCGGCAGGCCUCUCGCUGGGGCGCACCACCUGCGUGCCGCCCGCUCCACCUGGCCGUCUCGGUGGGCGACGCGGCGAUGGUCAAGCGUCUGCUCCUGCACGGCGCCGACCCCACGCUGCCCGACGCAAACGGCCGCCUGCCCUGCCACACGUGCAGGGCGAGGAAGCACGCCCAGAGCGGCCGGAAGGAGUGGGAGGCUGCAAGGCGAGCGGCGGAGGCUGCAGCGGCCCACGUGUUCGAACGCCGCGAGGGAUGCCAGCGCCGAAGGCUGCGCGCAGUGUCAGAAGCGAGGCAGCCACCGACGCGCGGCGCGGCAGAAGCGGCCGCCUCUGGUUGGGACCGCCUCUUCGACGAGCUGAGGCAGGAUCCGCUGCUGGACGCGCCACGUCGGAGCCGUCAGGCUGUGGCGUCAGCAGGAAGGCCCAUGCCGGCGUGA